CUGGUUUUGCUCCUUUAUCUUCUCCUUCCCCAGCAGGUAAGGGGCCAUGAGAAGACAGCGGCCAUGCCCACGGUGGGCUCUCCCUCCAUGGGAUGCAGGAAUUCUGUCCGUGUGAUACCGGCAGCAGAGCUGCUGGCUUAGUUCCUGUGGGUAUGGCUAGCCAGAUGGGGCUGAAUGCCACAGCCAGCCUGGAGUACCCCACCAUUCCAGAGCAGUCCACAGCACAGGAGGUGCUGGGCCUCCUCUGCAUGGUCCUGCUCACUAUCACUGCCCUAGUGGCCAAUGUGGUGGUGAUGGUGGUCAUCCUGAAGACACCCCUCGUCCGCAAGUUCAUCUUUGUCUGCCACCUCUGCGUGGUUGACCUCCUCUCUGCCAUCUUCCUCAUGCCUCUGGGGAUCAUCUCCAGCUCCUCCUGCUUCGACAGGGUCAUCUACAGCAUCGCUGAGUGCCAGGCCUUGAUAUUCCUUAACGUCUGUUUCAUCAGCGCCUCCAUCCUCACCGUCUCCAUCAUCAGUGUUGAGCGGUACUACUACAUCGUCCACCCCCUGCGCUACGAGGUCAAGAUGACCAUCAGGCUGGCUGUGGCCGGGGUUAUCCUCAUUUGGGUCAAGUCUGUCCUCAUCACCAUCCUGGCACUGGUGGGCUGGCCUCAAGACAACGGGGCCACCAGCGCCAGCCGCUGUACGGUCUAUUGGAGCCCUGGGGCCCACAAGAAGGCUUUUGUCAUCAUCUUUAGCAUCACCUGCUUCAUCCUGCCCACCAUUAUCAUCUUUGCCGUCUACUGCAGUGUCUACCGGGUGGCCCGGCUGGCAGCCCUACAGCACACACCUGCCCCGGCGGCUGCCCCACGGCCCCGUUGUGACUCCAUUGCCAGCCAACUGACCAUCGUCACCAUGCGGAACCUGCCGCUGCCCCGGCUGGCACCUGAACGCUUUUUGGGAGGGAACAAGGCCAUCCUCACCUUGCUGCUCAUCGUGGGACAGUUCCUGUGCUGCUGGCUGCCCUUCUUUGCCUUCCACCUGCACUCCUCUGUGGGUGCCGCUGCGGAGGGAGGUGGGCACAGCGAGAUGGUGGUCACCUGGAUUGCCUACUCCUCCUUCGCCAUCAACCCCUUCUUCUAUGGGCUGCUUAACCGACAGAUCCGCCAGGAGCUGGCCCGGCUCUGGCGCAGUCUCCUCCACCGUCCGCUGGGCCAAGAGCUGUGCUUGGCCAUUUCUGAGGCCUCUGUCCAGGAAAACGUCCUGCAGUUCCUCCAGAGGGCUACCUGCACGCUGGAAACCCAUGCUGGGUGCAUCAGCCCCAGGAACAAGCUGGAGCAGGACAAGGGGGGCUGCCCCAUCCCAGGCCAGGUUCCCGAAGAGAGCGUCCAAGAGCAGAGCUCCGUGCCACUGUAGCUCUGGGAACCAUCCUUUUUGCUCCUGGUCCACGUUUUGCCUGCUGUCCCAGUCUGCAUGCUGGAGGAAGGGCUCUUGGCCGCAUUUCGGGUGCUGUCAUUUCCAUUCUGCAUGCUGGGAACAUCCCUGGCUCCUGCAGCACAUGGGACAUAGGAAGCUGAGGAGCUACAGCUUGGGGGACCAUUCCCCUGUGGAACUUCUGCCAGGGUCACCCUGCACCCUCCCCAGCUCAGAUAACACCACUAACACCAUAACACCAGUGCCCAUGGUGCCCAGUAACCUCCCCUCCUGAAAGUCAGGAUGCUGCUGGGGGGGAUGCUGUGCCCCCAGUCUCCAAAAACAGGAAACCCUAC
Molecule: messenger RNA, 1747 nt
Organism: Lagopus leucura (white-tailed ptarmigan)
Lineage: Eukaryota; Metazoa; Chordata; Aves; Galliformes; Phasianidae
Product: probable G-protein coupled receptor
Exons: 1
Coding region: 93-1394 (433 amino acids)
Biological process (GO): G protein-coupled receptor signaling pathway
Cellular component (GO): signaling receptor complex; endosome; plasma membrane
Molecular function (GO): G protein-coupled receptor activity
Source: RefSeq, a predicted model, not a curated record